Neodiprion fabricii is the source of this 615-nucleotide messenger RNA. RefSeq names its product acylpyruvase FAHD1, mitochondrial. The coding region runs from base 1 to 615 and encodes 204 amino acids. NCBI's taxonomy places the organism in Eukaryota, Metazoa, Arthropoda, Insecta, Hymenoptera, Diprionidae. The transcript is spliced from 4 exons. Gene Ontology annotation, cellular component: mitochondrion. Gene Ontology annotation, molecular function: acetylpyruvate hydrolase activity. The record is from RefSeq and is a predicted model, not a curated record.
AUGUGUAGCGCGGCGGCUCGUGUUUAUCGUCCUGUUCUUCGAAAUUCUACCAACGAUGAAGGAGCUUCACCGUACUUCUCUUUGAAGCCAUCUACGUCGUUGGUUGAGGAGGAUAAAGAUAUUUGCAUUCCAGCCUUGUACAAAGACAUAAAACAGGAAACAACACUCGGCGUGAUUAUCGGAACUAAAUGCAAAUCGGUGGAAGUCAAGAGAGCCAUGAAUUACGUGAUGGGAUAUUGCGUUGCCCAAGAUUUGACGGCUGUCGAUCAAUUGAUAGAAGCUAGAGAAAAAUGCCAACCCUGGACGUUGGCUAAAUGCUUUGAUACUUCGUGCCCCGUGACAAGGUUUAUUCCGUACGACGCGUUGAAGGAUCCUCAAAAUGCUAUGCUGUGGUGUAUCGUUAAUGGUGGACCGAGACAGCACGCUAAUACAAAAGAGAUGAUUCGCACUAUUCCGGAAUUGAUAUCGUUUAUUAGCAAGUUUAUGACUCUGGAAAAAUAUGAUUUAAUUUUAACUGGAAGCCCUCCUUACUCGGGUCUCAUUUACCCUGGGGACGUCAUAGAGUUUGGCAUAGAUGACAUUACGUCUGCUGUUUUCUCCGUGGACACCGAAUAG